Hyla sarda is the source of this 433-nucleotide messenger RNA. Its product is annotated as nuclear receptor-binding protein 2-like. Lineage: Eukaryota; Metazoa; Chordata; Amphibia; Anura; Hylidae. The record is from RefSeq and is a predicted model, not a curated record.
GAAGAUUUACAGACCACAAAGACCCCCACACCGGAGCCCCUGGAGGUGGAGACCAGGAAGAUCAUACAGAUGCACUGUAACCUGGAGCGGCGGGAGGAUAAGGCGCGGAUACACCUCACCUUGUACCUGACAAUGGAGGACAAGUUACACCGCCACCUGAGCUGCGACCUGCUGCCCAAUGAAAGUUCUCAGACUCUGGCCUCGGAGCUCGUGCACUACGGAUUCAUUAGCGAGGACGAUUGCCAGAAAAUGGCGAAUUUCUUGGAAGACGCCCUGCACAAGCACCGCCCCCCUUUGAACUGACAGUCGCCCUUGCUGCCCUGUUCGCGCCGGUAAAGAUUGUGUAUGGGACGACCCCGAAUGGCACAAAGUUGUCAGGUGGUGAAACCUGGCGGGAGCGGAGGAGACGCAUGAGGCUGCGCCCCCCCCCCCC